GAUAUGUGACACUGAUAUGGGACAUUAAUGCCAAAAGAACAUGCAAAACAGGCAAGCCUAUUGCUCUGCCCCACCUGCCCUGAAUGACAGGUCGCCAUUGGCAGUUGGCUAAGUGAAAGAGAAAGUCUGACAGACUCAAUUCUUGCUAUGCAAUCGGCUAAGUGGAAGGGAAAGUCUGACAGACUCACUUUUUGCUACGCGAGGCUACACUAUCAAAAUCAUGGGCAAACUGUCUGUCUUUUUGUUUGUUUUUUCAUUUUACACCAUUGUCAACGCAGGUUCAGGAUCACAUUCUCUGUGGGCACUUGCAACCUACAUCACCGGAGAGACGCCUUUCCCUGAGUUUACGGUUGUGUUAAUGUUGGAUGAUGUUCAAGUGGCUUACUAUGACUCCAAUGACAAACAGUCUGUCUACAGGGGACAACAUAUCACAGAGAAAAACAAGGACGAUGAAGCUCAGGAUGGAGCUUAUGUAUUUGGAGUAAUAUACCAGAGCAUGAAGGACAGAUCAGCUAAACUAAAGCACCACUUGAAUCUCACGGAAGGUGUUCAAGUUCAGCAAAAAAUAACUGGCUGUGAGAUGUUGGACAAUGGAGAACAAGCCUUGGUCAUGUUUAAGGAUGUGUUCAAUGCCAUUUAUACAGAUCGAACAUUAUAUUACAACAUGACACAUUUUACGUACGAUGCUGGGAAACUACUACUAGGAUGGGAUGGGAUGAGGCAAGCAUAUGAAAGAACACUUUAUGAGAAUGUUUACCUUCCUAUUUGUAUAAAAUCACUCAAAAAAAUCCUGAAGAGAGAGAAGAACGUUGUGAUGCGUAAAGUUCCUCCCAGACUCAGGUUGAUAAAGAAAGAGGUUUCUGGAGGGUUCCAGGUGAGCUGCCUGGCGUUUGGUUUCUACCCCCGCCACAUCAACAUGACCCUGCUGAGAGACGGCCAGCCAGUGGCAGAACAGGAGCUGACAGGAGGGGAGGUUCUGCCUAGUGGAGAUGGGACCUACCAGCUGAGGAAGAGUCUGGAGGUCAGUACUGAGGAGCUAAAGAAGAGACACAACUACACCUGUACUCCCUCUCACCUCAGUCUGGACAACAAGCUGGAUGUCAGUUGGGAGUCUGGGGCAGAGAGAGUUCACCUAUCCACCCUCUCAGUUCUACUGGUGAUGCUGCUGGUUGUUAUUCUAUUGGGCAUUUUCAUUUGUGUUAAAAGGAGGUGGAGUAACACUGCCUCACAGUCUAAACUGGUCAACGUUGGUGCAACAGUGUCAGAGGAAAUGAUCCUGUCUUCAGAUUCUGAGAUUUAAUAAAAUGUUGGGACAGAACUUUUCAGAACAAUUCAGCUAAAUUCACAAAAUAGGACUACCCACACUAUUAUCAUUUUUAUUAUUAUUGCAGUAUUACAGAUGUAGGAUCUUAAUUUGAGCCAGUAUGCGACAGCGGGAAAACAACACUGCAGGAACAGGAAAAAUCCUACAUGCUUUACAUUUCCUGCAACAGGGAAACAGGCACAAAAUGUGUGAAUGGUUCUGUUAUUGUCAGACAAUCUUCCCUUCCCCUCAACAAAGGACUGUAAAGGAUCAGUUUGGGGAGACUGUUGACAAUAACCAACAUCUGGGCGUUAGUCUAGAUCUGCAUUUAUAUAUUUUAUAGGCUGGUUUGGCAUCCUGAGCAUUAACAAUUGUAAUCUGGUAGUUAUUUCUGUUAUGUAAUCUGUCAUUUCUAAUCAUGACUAUUCAUUAAUUUCAGAAUGUACUCUAUAUCUGUGCUGUAUCAGCUGAUAUCCAGUAUCUUACCCAGAAGGAGAAUCAUGUGAUCAUGUGUAUGAGGUCUGUUUGUUAUUGGAAUGUCUUUACAGUGUCUCUGUGUUGUAUUGUAUGUAGUGUUUGUUACCCCCAGGCUGUACAGUGUCUCUGUGUUGUAUUGUAUGUAGUGUUUGUUAUUGGAAUGUCUUUACAGUGUCUCUGUGUUGUAUUGUAUGUAGUGUUUGUUACCCCCAGGCUGUACAGUAAUACCUUUAUUACAGACAAUAACAUGUAGCCAAAUGUAUUACUGCAUUGAUUCAUGUUAACUACAACAUUAAUGAAUGUAAUAAAGCAAUGUCAAGUACA
This is a messenger RNA of Oncorhynchus kisutch (coho salmon), 2104 nucleotides long. Its product is annotated as major histocompatibility complex class I-related gene protein-like. The transcript has 2 exons. Bases 221 to 1300 code for a protein of 359 amino acids. Gene Ontology annotation, biological process: immune response. NCBI's taxonomy places the organism in Eukaryota, Metazoa, Chordata, Actinopteri, Salmoniformes, Salmonidae. Gene Ontology annotation, cellular component: external side of plasma membrane. The record is from RefSeq and is a predicted model, not a curated record.